Messenger RNA from Trichogramma pretiosum, 2421 nucleotides. RefSeq names its product origin recognition complex subunit 3 (gene Orc3). Lineage: Eukaryota; Metazoa; Arthropoda; Insecta; Hymenoptera; Trichogrammatidae. Gene Ontology annotation, cellular component: nuclear origin of replication recognition complex; nuclear pre-replicative complex; DNA replication preinitiation complex. Gene Ontology annotation, molecular function: DNA replication origin binding. The transcript has 14 exons. Gene Ontology annotation, biological process: DNA replication initiation; DNA replication. The record is from RefSeq and is a predicted model, not a curated record. The coding region runs from base 172 to 2115 and encodes 647 amino acids.
UGUUUAUGCCGUGCGAUUAGUGCACCCAAAUGAUGUUUACUUUGUUUUAAUUUGAGUUUUACUUUCACUUUUUUUUGCAGUUUUACAGUGGUUACAGUUCUGCUUGUUUAGGACGUUUUUUAAUACAGUUUGUUUUAUAAUUUUUUUGCUUUAAAACACACUUUUUCAAUCAUGGAGGAUUGGUCUGUAUCAAAGGGUGUCUUUGCCUACAGUAAAUAUAAAGUUGGGCAAAAAAGAAAGAGGAAUGAUAAAACUGAUCUUUAUGCUUACAAAAAAGAGCCCUCAUUUCUUGCAUUCAAGGAAACUUGGUCAACAAUUGAAAAUGCAGCUAAGAAUGCAAAUAUGAAGGCAUUUAGACAAAUCUUACUUGAUUUGGAAAAUUUUGUUAAAAAAGUAAAAACCUUACCAUUAUUAAAAGAUGAAAUACCCACUGGAAUAUUGCUAGCAGGAGUGAAUUUACCAGAUCAUGAUAUUCUAAUUGAUAAAGUAGUAUCAAAUUUGCAGUCCAUUUCUCCCUAUAUUGCUACAUUGUGGUCACGAGAUUGUCCAACACUGAAACAUCUAACUGAAAAGCUUGUUUAUCAAAUUAUUAAUGGAAAUGAAGAUGAGGAAGAAGAGGAAGAUACAGUGGUAAUCAAGAGAAAUCAGUGCACAUUUUAUGCUUUAGAGGCUUGGCAUAGAGAUAAACUUAGCCCAGAAACUCCAAUUGUUAUUAUUGUACCAGAUUUUGAAAGUUUUAUACCCAAAAUUUUGCAUGACUUCAUAUUAAUAUUGGGAUCCUAUGCCAAAAACAUCAAGUUUAUAUUGAUCUUUGGUGUAGCCACUACUUUGCAUAUUGUUCAUCGAUCACUUUCUUAUGAUGCCACUUCAAAAUUAAAAAUUCAAGUUUUUCGCACCCAAAGUCAAACAGAAUAUUUAUCUGAUAUUUUAGACGGAUUGAUAUGUUCUUCAAAUAUACCUUUUAAAGUAAUCGAUAAAGCUUAUUGCUUACUAGUUGAUCUAUUCCUAUAUUUUGAUUUCUCAGUUAAUGGAUUCCUCCAAAGUUAUAAAAUUUGUAUGUGGAGACACUUUUAUGGUCGCAAUGAAUUUAAAUUGUGCUGUCGCAGAGAAGACAUUUUAAAAAAAGUAGCGGAGUUGAAUAAUACAGAUAUUAUAAAAUUGAAAAAAUUACCCUCUCUUUCAGUGUAUACAAAACAAACGAAAAUUACCAAGGAAGAGUUUAAGAAAAUGAUAGUUCAGCUUUUAGAAGAGUUUCAUGAUUAUAUCAAUUCAUUUUUGGUUAUUCUUAAAUGCUUACAUAUAUUUACAGUUGAUAUGCCAAGUCGUCCUUUUGGAAAAAUGUUCAGAGAAAUUUAUGGUGAGGCUGCAAAAAAAACAAGCAUUGUUGAAUCUUCAGAUUACAAAGAGGCAAUGAAACUUAUGAGAAUGUGGUCAAAAGAAGAAUUGUUAGAACAUAUAAAAAAAGUUAUAUCAGCAUUACAAAAUUCGAAACCAAUUUUAAAUAACGUUAUUGAAAAACUUGAAGAAUAUUUCGAGCUUAUAAACAAUGCUGAUUUAAAAAUAAUCGAAUCCCAAGAGGAAGAAAAACCUAGUACUCCUAUCACAGGAAGACAACUUUGGAGAGACGAAUUGGCGAAAAAGGCUAAACAACACAGCCAAUCGCCUUACACUAAAGCUCUAAACGAAUUUGUCAAGUAUUUGGAUACCGAAGUAUUUCAUGUUUAUUUAAAGAGCCCUAGCGAAGUUCCAUUAAAUGAAAUAUUUUGCUAUGAUGAUGCAAAAACGAUUAAAGACUGUGUUAGAGGGUCUAUGAAAGGAGCGAUCCAUACUGCCUUAACUAGUCCAGAGGAAAUUCAUGAAGAGUUCCCAAACCCACCUGAUAUAUGUGUAGCCUACAAAUUGCAUCUUGAAAAUAGAAAAAUGAUCAACAUGUACGAUUGGCUACAGGCGUUCCGCACGAUGGUGGAUCCUAAAGAAAAUGAAGAAGAUGAAAAAGAAGACAUAGACCCAGUAUUACAAGCUCGUUUCACUCAGUCCGUAGCUGAGUUACAAUUUUUAGGUUUUAUCAAGGCAACGCAAAGAAAAACCGAUCACGUUAAACGUCUGAAUAUAUAAUGAAACUCAGUAAUUUUACCAAUAAUUCAAUAUUAGUCUUAAAUUUGAGAAUUAGAUGUAAAUACAAAGGUACAAUAAUUGCGCGAGCGAGUCAAUUACCACCGAAAAGUACAACGGCGUAUAAUAUGUAAAAAAAAUGUUGAAUGUUACAUAAUUGAUUCAAUGUAAUCGUCAGACGAUUGCCUGUAGAGAAUAUCUCAAGGUUGUUUUAUUUAUACGCAUUUUUUAACGUUAUUAUUUUUUAAAACAAUAAAAGUGGUCAGCAAAGUGACUACUCUGUUUCUCUGCUGCUGACCAUGAAAAACA